Messenger RNA from Aspergillus bombycis, 816 nucleotides. RefSeq names its product GNAT family N-acetyltransferase. Gene Ontology annotation, molecular function: acyltransferase activity, transferring groups other than amino-acyl groups. Bases 1 to 816 code for a protein of 271 amino acids. The record is from RefSeq and is a predicted model, not a curated record. Lineage: Eukaryota; Fungi; Ascomycota; Eurotiomycetes; Eurotiales; Aspergillaceae. The transcript is spliced from 2 exons.
AUGGCGCUACCCAUCGAACCUCAGACCUGGACCAAAGAUGCGUUCCUUGUCUCCACGGAUAAAACCCUCCUCUCAGUGUCAGCCAUCAACGCCGCGUUCGACCAGGAUUUCGUGUACUGGACGAAACGCCACCCCGAGAAGAUCCUCACACAGGUCAUUGAGGGUUCCUUUUGCUUCGGAGUGUACACACCCAAGCCCAAUCAUACGGGCCAGAAUGGUGAAGGCAACGGCGUCCCCAGUGAUGGUCCAACCAACGCCAAGCCAAAUGUAGAUCAGAUCGGCUUCGCGCGGCUUAUCACGGACAAUAUCACCUUCGCGUAUCUGACGGACUUGUAUAUCCUCCCGGAGUAUCAGGGUCACGGUCUUGGGGGCUGGCUAGUCGAUUGCGUGGAUGAGGUAUUGCGACCGCUGCCGCAUUUGAGGUGGGUUAUGUUGCGGACGUCGGCGGAGAAGAGCAAGCAGUCGUACGAGAAGCGUCUGGGCAUGAUCGAGACCACCCAUGGCCUCACGACGUGCUUUCUCCCUCCGCGAGCCAUUGCCAGCUCCCCAUCCGAAUGUCCACUAAGCGGCUUGAACCGACAAGACUACCGUUUAUCUGAUGAGCCGGUCCCACUGGGAUCAUUUCGUGAGAAAUGGUCCAAGCCGAGUGGCCUGCAAUCCUCGCAUGAGUCGGGAGUUCGCCGCCAGACAUUAAUUAUCAAUCAAUUCCCUCGGUGUGCCAAGCGCCCAGCCGGUGCUGCUUCUUAUCAGAUUGGGCCAUCGGGUCUCUUGAGUCUUGAAGCCUCCACCCGGUCCACUCGUCUGUCUCGGAGAUAA